AUGAAGCUUCCUAUCGCCAUUUUGGCCGUCGGCCUUAGCACGACUGCGAUUACCGGGACGGAGUUUUGUGGCGAGUGGAACUCCACGGAAACCAGCGACUACAUUCUGUACAACAACUUGUGGGGGGCAUUUGACGACCCCAACGGCAGUCAGUGCACAGGACUCGACAGCGUCGAUGGCUCAACUAUCGCUUGGCACAUGAGAUACAAUUGGGCUGGGACUCCAUAUCAAGUGAAGUCGUUCCCUAACGCUGCACUCAAGUUCGACCCCGUGCAGCUGUUGAAUGUCAAGUCAAUCCCUGCCACCAUCGAGUAUGAGUUCGAAUACAGUGAGAACACCAUCGCGAAUGUUGCGUUCGAUCUCUUCACGAGGUCGACCAUCGAUGGGGCUGUCGAGUACGAAGUCAUGGUGUGGCCGGCGGCCCUCGGCGGUGCUUUGCCUUUGUCGACGUCGGGUAAGCCAAUCAAGACGACAAAUAUUGGCGAUGUGGAUUUCACCCUCUACCAGGGCAUGAACGGAAAUAUGACUGUGCUCUCGUAUGUUCCCGACAAAAUGAUAACAAAUUUCUCCACCGACCUUAAGAAGUUUUUUGACGAACUUCCGAAGAGCUACGCUAUCGCCCGAACGCAGUACUUGACGCACGUGCAGGGUGGCGCGGAGAUCCUCGUUGGCAAUGGUACGUUAACGGUGUCCAAGUACCAAGAGGCAGUCCACACGACUAAACACAAUUCUUCCAAAAUGACUACUUAG
Messenger RNA from Phytophthora nicotianae INRA-310, 750 nucleotides. RefSeq lists its product as hypothetical. NCBI's taxonomy places the organism in Eukaryota, Oomycota, Peronosporomycetes, Peronosporales, Peronosporaceae. The record is from RefSeq and is a predicted model, not a curated record. The transcript has a single exon. The coding region runs from base 1 to 750 and encodes 249 amino acids. Gene Ontology annotation, biological process: polysaccharide catabolic process. Gene Ontology annotation, molecular function: cellulase activity.